Messenger RNA from Sphaeramia orbicularis (orbiculate cardinalfish), 1135 nucleotides. Its product is annotated as RNA binding protein fox-1 homolog 3-like. The record is from RefSeq and is a predicted model, not a curated record. The transcript is spliced from 12 exons. The coding region runs from base 90 to 1127 and encodes 345 amino acids. Gene Ontology annotation, cellular component: nucleus; cytoplasm. Gene Ontology annotation, biological process: regulation of alternative mRNA splicing, via spliceosome; nervous system development. Gene Ontology annotation, molecular function: mRNA binding. NCBI's taxonomy places the organism in Eukaryota, Metazoa, Chordata, Actinopteri, Kurtiformes, Apogonidae.
GAGCGCUGGCAUUUGGGCUCCUUCCUUCCUUUCUUCCUUCCUUCCUUCCUUGCUUCUCCACCCCAGACUCUUCAUCCCCUCCCAGGCUGAUGAUGAUGUAUUUCUGGGGUAACCAAGAGGCCCCUGCCCCCCCUGAAGCCAUGGCCCAACAUUACCCGACUGCUCAGUACCCAGCUCCACCACAGAACGGACUCCCCACAGAGUAUGCCACGCCCCACCCCCACGCCCCCACAGACUAUACAGGACCAACAACAGUAGCGGAACACGCCCUGACGCUGUACACGCCGACGCACACGCAAAACGAACCGCUAGGAACCGACAGCAGCAGCUCCGCUCUCACAGCCAACACAGUAACGCAGCCGGAGGACGUGGCUCAGACAGAUGCCUCCGAUCACCUUCACCUUCCGCUCAGUGAUUCAUCAGAGAAACAACAGCCCAAGAGGUUACACGUGUCCAACAUCCCAUUCCGCUUCCGAGACCCAGACCUCCGGCAAAUGUUUGGGCAAUACGGCAAGAUUUUAGAUGUGGAAAUCAUUUUUAAUGAACGAGGCUCCAAGGGGUUUGGGUUUGUAACAUUUGAAACCAGUGCCGAUGCCGACCGUGCACGGGAGAAAUUAAAUGGUACAAUCGUAGAGGGACGAAAGAUAGAGGUCAACAACGCCACUGCCAGAGUCAUGACCAAUAAAAAGCUGGCAAACCCAUACUCCAAUGGUUGGAAACUUAAUCCUGUGGUUGGAGCAGUUUAUGGUCCUGAAUUUUAUGCAGUAACUGGGUUUCCGUACCCUGGUGCUGGGGCAGCAGUGGCCUACAGAGGGGCCCAUCUAAGAGGGAGGGGCCGAGCUGUCUAUAACACAUUCCGGGCUGCACCUCCUCCUCCACCCCUCCCCGCCUACGGCACUGUGGUCUACCAGGAUGGCUUCUAUGGAGCUGAAAUCUAUGGAGGAUAUGCAGCGUACAGAUAUGCCCAGCCAGCCGCCACCACCGCAACUGCGUACAGUGACAGUUAUGGCAGAGUCUAUGCAAGUGCAGACCCAUACCACCACACCAUCAGUCCUGCAGCGACGUACAGCAUCGGAACCAUGGCUAGCCUUUACAGAGGAGGGUGCAGUCGCUUCACUCCAUACUAGAAAAGAGA